Molecule: messenger RNA, 528 nt
Organism: Ceutorhynchus assimilis (cabbage seed weevil)
Lineage: Eukaryota; Metazoa; Arthropoda; Insecta; Coleoptera; Curculionidae
Source: the annotation of a GenBank genome assembly
AUGCUUGAAACUUCGAAAAAAAACUUCCAUGAAAUUGGAUUUUACGAUUUGCCAGCCAUGAUCAACCACGUUUUAGCUAAAUCAGGCACUGAUAAACUCACCUAUGUGGGAUUGUCACAAGCGUGUCCAGCUUUUAUGGUGAUGAGCGCUUUGAGACCAGAAUAUUCUAAGAAAAUUGUUUUGGCCAAUUUUUUAGCUCCAGUAACAGCUUAUGCAGCGAAAACUAAAUUUGCUUAUUUUAACUACUACGAACAAAAUCAGGACGUGUAUGAUCAGGAUGUUGCACCGGUUUAUGAUAUUACUAACGUAACUACUCCGCUGGCUAUUUAUUUUGGAAAAGCUGAUAUAUUAGCGAAUGUUGAAGGAAUAUAUCGUCAAUACAAACUAAUGCAAAAUGUGGUCCUCUACUACAGAGUCGAAUCUAACGAUUUCAAUCAUAUGGACUUUGUUUAUGCGAAGGACUUGAAUAAGCACCUUAACAACAAAGUAAUAGAAACUAUUGAUGUCUAUAACAAACCAAAAAUAUAG